This is a messenger RNA of Alligator mississippiensis (American alligator), 2873 nucleotides long. It is a transcript of the gene ERMN, whose product is annotated as ermin. The record is from RefSeq and is a predicted model, not a curated record. Bases 187 to 1038 code for a protein of 283 amino acids. Lineage: Eukaryota; Metazoa; Chordata; Crocodylia; Alligatoridae. Gene Ontology annotation, cellular component: filopodium; neuronal cell body; cell cortex. Gene Ontology annotation, biological process: actin filament organization; morphogenesis of a branching structure; regulation of cell projection organization. Gene Ontology annotation, molecular function: actin filament binding. The transcript is spliced from 3 exons.
ACUCUGUCCCCUGUUUUGCUACAGUGCUGUCAGACGAGAAGCUUAAUAACUCUUUAAGCGGGGUUGGGGAACCCAGUGAGAAAGGUAAUAAGGCAAAUAGCUUAUUUAUUUUUUUUUGGUUGCAGGAUACUGUGACUUCAGUGGAAGUGUACAGCUUAAAGGAAUAAGUAGGACACUACCAUAAUCAUGACAGAAGAUGCACCAAUUGCAUCCAGCAUACCUGAGUACAAUGGGAAUGUACCUCCUGAAAAAACUCGGUUCCAGGUCAUUGAUAUUAUUGAUGAAAUAGCAAAAUCUGUUGGCUCAGUUCCACAUGAAAAUGCAGAAACCAGUGCUGAAGCUCCAUUUAUAAAAGAAAAUCCAGAGGAAAUUAAAAAUUCUUUAGAGGACAGCACAAUGUGUGAAGCUCCUGAAGGGAAGCAGCAAUGUGAAGAAAAGCAAGAUGAAAACAAUAAAACUCUAAAGAAGAGAUCAGCUGACAUCCCUUCCCAGGACGCACGAGCUGAGCAAAAGAAAUCAGAGGAAGGGCAAUAUGAGGAGAUAAUUCCUGUAAGCACCAAAGAAUGUGAAGUAAAUAGGCAGGAAGAAAGGAAUGCAAAGCAACCUCAAGGAAGAAAGUUUGAUCAUGCUAACAAGGCUGAGAAGUUUCUACCCGCAGGAGCACAAGAAAUGGUGCAGAUCCUUGAACGCAAAGUACAAAUUAAAGACGAGAUGCAAUUAAAAGCAAGAGAGAAUGCAGCAGAGGAAGAGGAUGAGGAUGCUGAAGAGGAAGAACAAGUCCAGUUGACAGAAAAUAAGAAAGUAAACAGUGAGGAGUCUUAUUUAAAGAAACAAGAAAAUGGCAGGGAGGAAUCCCCUCCUAACAGUCCCAGUUUUAACUCCCAGCCUGAGAAACCAGGGGAGCAGCUAGAAAUUGGGGGAAAAAAUGAUGUCUCCAAACAUAGUUAUUCUAAAUACAAUACAAUCUCCUAUCGGAAGAUCAGAAAAGGAAACACAAAACAAAGAAUUGAUGAAUUUGAAUCCAUGAUGCAUUUAUAAACUGAAGGGGGAGAAUUUGCCUCAUAAGCUGAGAGUUCAUUUUGUUUUUCCAAGAUGCAUCUCUUCAUGCAAUAUCAGGCCAUUAUUAUAUCCUUUUUGUGUGUAAUUUCAUAAUAUACUGUGAAGAUUUAACUUCUGUAUUUCAUUUUGAAAUCAUAUGGAAAAAUUGGAAAAAGGAUGAAAAAAAUCAUCAGUUUGUUAAACUUAGUACAACUUAUUUCAAAGCUUAUUCUUUUUCUUUUCUAUACCAAUUUUGUAACAGGUUAUAAGCAGUAAAAUAUUUUAGAUUAAUUGGUAAUGCUAUAGGCUCAUGCACAAAUGUUUCAGUGCUAUUGGUCUUGCUAGCAAUUAGUAGGCAGCAUAAUAGAUGCAGUAAAACCAGACUGCAGUAACAAUAGAGACAACUGUUUACAAUUGCAAUGCUCUCUAUUUUGAAUUCUGCCUAUUUUGGUGGCUUACAAAACACAAAACGGCUUUUAGUGUGUAUAAACAAGUCAUUCCAUUUUGUACGGGUGGGAUGGACUAAUUGAAUAAACUUAUAAAUGUAGAAUUGUAGAAAUUAAGUACGUAAUUUUCAUAUGACGAGGUAAUAAACCCAUUAAUGUCCCUGUCCUUUUUAACUCUCUGUACCACUCAUAAAUAUAUUUUCAUCUGAUAUGGACUGCUUUCCUUUCAAACCAUUAUAGUCAGCAUUUGCAACCAUUAGUAUCAUCCAAUGGUUACAUAUUAAUUUAGGGUAUGAGCAGUUGAGACUAUUAUAUUACUAAAAUGGUUUUAAAUUCUCAAAUAGAUAUUUUUCCUUCAGUUCAAAUAUUUUAUGUAACAACAUUAAGUUGUAUGUAAAAUUAAUGAAAAAGAGGUUAUAAUUUUAAAGCUAAGCAGUGAUUAAGAAACAGCCUCUUUUUGGUAUGUAUUCCUUCCCUACUUUCCUAAGCAUCACUUUGUAUCAAAGUCACUACAUACUUCUUUCCUUAGUAAUGUGAGGCAGCUCUGGUCAAAGUGUCACCAGUUAUUUAGGAGUAGAUGUAUCAUUUUAAAUUCAGAACUUACUGGUAUAUUAUCCUUUUAUAAAAAGAAAGCAUGAUAGAUGAUUAUGGUAUAAGUAGUUAAUGUAUUAUCCUUUAGUAAUUGGGGUAAUUAAUGUUAAUGUGGGAUAUGUAUAAUCUUUUGUGAAUCUUCUAGCAGGAACUCAUAAUUUAGAUAAAUGCACAUAGGAAGCCAGCAUUUUAUAAACAUUUAUAUAUAUGGUACAUAGCACAUAUAUGGGUGUGUCUAUGCUUGUCAACCAAUGAAAAAAAGAUGACAGAGAAAAUUAGUAUUCUCCAAAUUUUUCCAUUUGGGGCUCCAAGAUUUUUCUCACACAUUUUCAUACUUUUAAAUAUACUCAACAUUCAAGUUUAGCUUCAAUUCAAAUCUUAACGAUACUUCCAAGACAUGGUAAAUUUGAAAUAUCACCUAUUUCUAAGUUAUCUCUACAUUUUUCUAUUUUAAACCCUUGAAUGACUAUGGUAUAACCAAGCUGAUUUUGUUUAAAUAUUUUGAAAAGAAUAUUCAUCUUGGGUUGAAGCCAAGCUUGACAAAUCCCAACACAGAAGGAAUUUGUUUGGGAAAGUUUGAGCAUCUACAAAGAAUGAGAGCAGAGAUUGGAAAGGAACUCAGUAGCUUCUACUGUGUCUGCUAUAAUGCUUCUUUAAUAAUUACGUUUACAUUUCCAGCAGCAUCAAUUACUGUUUCAAAUUUUCUGUUCUACAUAAAAGGCAAUUAUUUAUUGGCUAUGUGGAAAAAAAAUAAAAGACAAUUCUUUAUUGUACAAACAAAACACAGUCUUCAUUGUA